Messenger RNA from Aspergillus tanneri, 1404 nucleotides. Its product is annotated as DUF1996 domain-containing protein. Bases 1 to 1404 code for a protein of 467 amino acids. The record is from RefSeq and is a predicted model, not a curated record. Lineage: Eukaryota; Fungi; Ascomycota; Eurotiomycetes; Eurotiales; Aspergillaceae. The transcript has 3 exons.
AUGCCUCGAAAGAUGCGGCUUGAUGUUGGGUUGGUGGCAUGCUUGGCAGCCUUCUCUGGCGUGGCCGAUGCAUUCUGGCGCCUUCCUUGUCGUGGACGAAGUGGUAUAGCCCGAAUGGAUCCAUUAAUGGACCCAGGAAAGCCAUCAUACCACGUGCAUGCAAUUCAUGGACCCAACACUUUUUCUAUGUCUGUCGAUGAGAUGAGCCUAAAGGACUCGAGCUGCACGUCAUGCGCAGUCACCCAGGACAAAUCGGCAUACUGGACUCCCGCGCUGUACUUCAUGUAUGAGAACGGCGAUACCGAACUGGUCGAACAAGUGGGGGGCAUGCUUGCUUACUACCUCCUCUACGGAGAGAAUGUGACUGCCUUCCCUGAAAACUUCCGGAUGAUUGCCGGUGACCAAUACAUGCGUAACUUCCCCUGGCCGGUUCCUGACCCCCCCAAGUCCGAGUGGACAGGCAAUCAGGCUUCCCAGGACGCACUACGCCAAAAGGCCCUUGGGUUUAACUGUCUGAACUACAACGCGGAUCCGGAGCCUUCGCUUGGUCGUCAUUAUUUGCCAGCCAAAGACUAUCUCGAUCAGCAUUGUCCCGAUGGUAUUCGCAUCGAAAUAAUGUUCCCCUCGUGCUGGAAUGGUAAAGACACCGACUCCGCGGACCAUAAAUCGCAUGUGGCCUAUCCGUCGCUGGUUAUGGACGGAACAUGCCCGGAAGGAUACGAAACCCGCGUUGUUUCCCUUUUCUACGAAACCAUCUGGAAUACCAAUGCCUUCAAGGACAAGAAAGGCUCGUUUGUCAUCUCCAAUGGCGACCCGACUGGAUACGGUUAUCACGCCGACUUUAUUCAUGGCUGGGAAUCUGGUAUUCUCGAACAGGCUGUGGAACGGUGCACCAACCCAUCUGGACAGGUGACGGAUUGCGACGUCUUCAAUGUACAGAGUGAGAGCGAGCAAAGGAAAUGUACCUUUGAUCUUCCCAACGCAUUGAAGGAUGAGAAUGUUUUCAAGGUCCCAGGCAGUCUUCCUAACAAGCUUGCUGUCCAACAUGGACCUGCUUAUGCCAGCCCUGUUCUUUAUGCCGACGGCGGUGCCCCCAGCACCGCCCAAGACCCUCCCAAGCCGACCCAGGCACCGACCAAAGCACCUACCCCGAUCACAUCCUACGUCCAUGCUACUGUUACUCAAGCUAUCGUCUACGUCGAGCAAGAUAUCAUUAUUUACGUGGAUGGGCAGGGUAAUCCACUUAGGACGGAGUCUGGCACACCUGAGACAAUUUCCACCAAGACAACCACGGUCGAUCAAGUGGUCUCCACUGUUGUUUCCACACCAACAGACCCCCCUGCGAAGCGUGACGGACAUGCUCGUAUGCACAAGCCUCAUCGCCAUGGUCAUCACGGCCAUUGA